Messenger RNA from Bipolaris maydis ATCC 48331, 636 nucleotides. Lineage: Eukaryota; Fungi; Ascomycota; Dothideomycetes; Pleosporales; Pleosporaceae. The record is from RefSeq and is a predicted model, not a curated record.
AUGUCGAAUGUGCAAAGCAAUACCGUCGAGGCGAUCGCCAUAGAACCGCCGACGGCUCAGGGCGUUCCGCGUCGAGGCCGGGGCGGGGACGACGAGGAUGAGGGUGAAGCUGCAAGGCAUGUCAUCCCAACACGCUCACCGCUAGUCGCCAGUCCCCGCCAUGCUGAAGCCUACUCCCCGGUCGGCUGCCGAUACAUUCCAUCGACUGCCGGGGGCGUGGCCAAGAAGACUGAGACAAAGCCCGUUCAAAUCCAUGUCACAGACCAAAAGACGCGGAGAGAAAGAGAGACAGCGAGAAAGAAAAAGAUGCAAUACAGGAAUACCAUCUCAGCCGCCCAUUCCCCGACGCCGCUAAAUCGCCCCGUUCAUCUGGUGCCUGGCUACGAUGCUUCCAUGGCUAUUAAUUACUCCGAUGAUCCCCUUCCCACGCACCCGCCUCGCAAACCAACAAUCAAGAUUCCCUCCCGCUUCUCCCUCUCUCGUUUCGCCGACGUUGGCCUUGUCAUGGCUCUGUCGCGUUGUCCGGUGUAUGCGGAGCCAGGGCAUACCCCAAAUAGGCAAUCCCGACCACCGAAUCCCAUAAUACAUCAACCCACAACCAACAACAACUGGAUCCGGGUCCCAUUUACUGCGUAA